Molecule: messenger RNA, 1326 nt
Organism: Ambispora gerdemannii
Lineage: Eukaryota; Fungi; Glomeromycota; Glomeromycetes; Archaeosporales; Ambisporaceae
Source: the annotation of a GenBank genome assembly
AUGCUGGUAUUAUUCGAAACGGCCGCUGGCUUUGCGCUAUUCAAAUUAUUAGACGACGGUAAACUGACAAACCCUGAACAGUUAUGGCGUGAUUUUGAAACACCAGAAGCUGCUAAUCAAGCAUUUCAAAAGUUUGAAAAUAUGAAUGACGCGGUUUCCUCAGUUACAGCUAUACUAGAAGGAAAACUUUCAAAAGAUUUGAGAAAAUUUUUAAAAGACUCGAUUGAUGAUGCCUCAAUUCAAAGCGAACAAUUAGCUGUUGCUGAUCAAAAACUAGGCACUGCAAUCAACAAAAAAAUCGGAAUCAAAGUUGUUUCAGACUCUACCAUUCUCGAUCUAUACCGUGGUAUACGUCAGCAACUUGACGCUUUGAUAUCAGAUGUCAACUCGAAUGAUAUCUCGUCAAUGGCCUUAGGCUUGUCACACUCACUUUCACGAUAUAAACUCAAAUUCUCACCGGACAAAGUGGACACAAUGAUCAUUCAGGCGAUUGGACUAUUGGAUGAUCUGGAUAAAGAGUUAAACACAUAUUCGAUGAGGGUUAAAGAAUGGUACGGAUGGCAUUUCCCAGAGAUGAGUCGUAUCGUUGUAGAUAAUUUAGCUUAUGCCAAAGUAGUACAAAAAAUGGGAUUCCGCUCCAAUGCACAGAAAACUGAUUUCUCUGAUAUUCUUCCUGAAGAUAUAGAAAAAGAUUUAAAAGAAGCUGCAGAAAUAUCAAUGGGUACUGAAAUAGCUGAGGACGAUAUAUUAAAUAUCAGAUUUGCUUGUGAUCAAGUGGUCAGUCUUAGUGAAUAUCGAGCAGAGCUCUUCCAAUACUUACAAAAUCGCAUGUCGGCAAUUGCACCCAAUCUGACAACACUAGUUGGAGAUUUAGUGGGUGCACGACUAAUAGCUCAUGCUGGCAGUUUGAUGAGUCUGGCCAAAGCACCGGCAAGUACCGUUCAAAUCCUUGGGGCCGAGAAGGCGCUCUUUCGAGCAUUAAAAACAAAACAUGAUACCCCGAAAUAUGGACUAAUAUAUCACGCUAGUUUGGUUGGUCAGGCAGCACAGAAAAAUAAGGGCAAGGUUGCAAGGGUAUUAGCGACUAAAACUUCUCUUGCAGCACGUAUUGAUGCUUUAGGUGAAGAAAAAGAUACUGCGGCAGAGGCUGGUCGUAAUUAUCGUACAUUAGUAGAAACAAGACUACGAUAUUUAGAAGGACGUAAUUUAAGUGUAGGGUCGACAUCACACCAAAAGAUGAGGAAGUUUGAUUCAAAAGGUAAAAGCACUGCCACCUAUAAUACAUCAGCUGAUGUGUCCGUCUCAAUGGAUGCCGAACAAUCAUGA